Gadus morhua (Atlantic cod) is the source of this 3272-nucleotide messenger RNA. It is a transcript of the gene adgrl2b.1, whose product is annotated as adhesion G protein-coupled receptor L2b, tandem duplicate 1. Gene Ontology annotation, biological process: signal transduction. Gene Ontology annotation, molecular function: G protein-coupled receptor activity; carbohydrate binding. The record is from RefSeq and is a predicted model, not a curated record. The transcript is spliced from 14 exons. Lineage: Eukaryota; Metazoa; Chordata; Actinopteri; Gadiformes; Gadidae. The coding region runs from base 777 to 3272 and encodes 831 amino acids. Gene Ontology annotation, cellular component: membrane.
GGUGCGCUGUUCCUCUUCGUCUUGUUUGCCUCAAGUCCGACGACAGCGCUGUCUGCUCGGCUGGUGGAGGAAGAGGAGGACACGCAACCAGGAGCCCCCAAAACCAGCACAUUGAAUUCCGCGAUUUUUUCAAAAGAACAGUAUCCUCGGCGUAUGCGGCCGCUUUUUGUGGAGUGCGCAGUCGAUGAGUUUCUGAGAGACUUGUACGUGGAGUAUGACUCUGGAGUGAGCAACCAGGGGGUGCCUCCUGCUUCCUUUAACCAGAACAACGCUGGGGAAGUGAACCGAUUCUGCGGGUCUGCUCGAUUCCGUUCCUUCCUCCGGGAGAAUGGAUGCGCGCAUGGGGCUGGGAAACUAAUGCCCGUGAGUUGGGAUCGACCCUGAGUCAUGGAACUAAUGGUUCUGUCUGCAGGAACGCGUAGUAUCGACGAGGCAGAGGCGCACACUACUGCACGAAAAGCACACAUUUUUUCGAUUACCUUUUAAACCAUCGGGAGCAUGCAUCGGAACCACGGUGGUCUUUGUGUCGCCCAGUGCCCGGUUUCGGGGGGCCUCCUCUAAAAGGGUGUCGGUUCCUGGAGCUUUUGGGUACCGACCUAAACACAUAUUUUAUUUUUUUGCACUGGGAAAAAAGGGCACGAUUUUUGGAGCGAUCGACAUGUAAAGAUGAGCCCAGAUGUUUCGACCAGAGCCACUGACCGUUGACUCCUCAGCUCUCAGCUCUCCCUCGGCAGAACACUGAACGCCGCCGCCGCUAUCAGGAACAAAAGCUCCCGAUGCCAGGAGGCCUGACCUCCCAACGCACUAGAAUGGCUUCCCCACUGUGGAGGUGUCUGCUGCUGCCCUGCCUGCUGCAGCUGCUUGUGUACACCAACGGCUCCGAGGGUUUCAGCCGUGCUGCCUUGCCCUUCGGGCUGGUCAGGCGGGAGCUCUCGUGCGAGGGCUACGCCAUCGACCUGCGCUGCCCGGGCAGCGACGUCAUCAUGAUCGAGACGUCCAACUACGGCCGCACCGACGACAAGAUCUGCGACGCCGACCCCUUCCAGAUGGAGAACGUCAACUGCUACCUCCCCGACGCCUACAAGAUCAUAUCGCAGAGGUGCAACAACCGUACCCAGUGUGUGGUUGUCACGGGCUCCGAUGUGUUUCCGGACCCAUGCCCCGGCACCUACAAGUACUUAGAGGUCCAGUAUGAGUGUGUUCCUUAUAAAGUGGAGCAAAAAGUCUUUAUCUGCCCUGGCACGCUGAAGGGCAUCGGAGCUCCCACCUUCGUCUUCGAAGCCGAGCAGCAGGCGGGCGCCUGGUGCAAGGACCCCCUGCAGGCGGCCGAGAAGGUGUUCUUCAUGCCCUGGACGCCGUACCGCACGGACACGCUCAUCGAGUACGCCUCGCUGGACGACUUCAAGAGCGGCCGGCAGACCACCACCUACAAGCUGCCGCACCGCGUGGACGGCACGGGCUUCGUGGCCUACGACGGCGCCAUCUUCUUCAACAAGGAGCGCACGCGCAACAUCGUCAAGUUCGACCUGCGCACGCGCAUCAAGAGCGGCGAGGCCAUCGUCAACAACGCCAACUACCACGACACCUCGCCGUACCGCUGGGGCGGCAAGACGGACAUCGACCUGGCGGUGGACGAGCGGGGCCUCUGGGUGAUCUACGCCACGGAGCAGAACAAUGGCCGCAUGGUGGUGAGCCAGCUCAACCCGUACACGCUGCGCUUCGAGGCCACGUGGGAGACGGCGUACGACAAGCGCUCGGCGUCCAACGCCUUCAUGGUGUGCGGCGUGCUGCACGUGGUGCGCUCCACCUACGAGGAGAACGAGAGCGAGGCCAGCCGCAGCCACAUCGACUACACCUACAACACCAAGCUGAGCCUGGGCGAGUACACCGACAUCGCCUUCCCCAACCAGUACCAGUACAUCGCCGCCGUGGAUUACAACCCGCGCGACAACCAGCUGUACGUGUGGAAUAACUUCAACGUGCUCCGCUACGACCUGGAGUUCGGCCCCCCGGAUCCGGCGGAAGUGCCGACCAUGGAGGACUCCUCUGUCUCCGUCUCUUCCUCACCGGAGACCAGGCCGCCUGCCGUCGCCACGACGACCUUCGCCCCCAAGCUGGCGCCCAACGCCACGGCGGCCCCCGGAGCGGGCGCCGACCCCAGGGACGGCCGGGACCCCAUGGAGGGCUCCCGGGGCUCGCCCACCGCGCACCCCACCGCCCCGGGCGUGCCGCCCACCGCCCGGCGCUUCUGCGAGGCCACGCGGCGCCGGGCCAUCGACUGGCCCCAGACGCACACGGGGUCCGCCGUGGACCGGCCCUGCCCCAAAGGAACCAGAGGAAUCGCCUCGUUCCUGUGCUCCGCGGCGGGCACCUGGUGCCCCAGAGGGCCGGACCUCAGCAACUGCACCUCCCACUGGGUGACCCAAGUCGCACAAAAGAUCCGCAGCGGGGAGAACGCGGCCAACCUGGCCAACGAGCUGGCCCGCCACACGCAGGGCCCCGUGUUCGCGGGCGACGUCAGCUCGGCCGUGCGGCUGAUGGAGCAGCUGGUGGACAUCCUGGACGCACAGCUGCAGGAGCUGCUGCCGCGGGAGAAGGACUCGGCGGGACGCAGCUUCAACAAGCUUCAAAAGCGGGAGAAGACGUGCAGGGCCUACAUGAAGGCCAUCGUGGACACCGUGGACAACCUCCUCCGGCCCGAGGCGCUGAAGUCGUGGGAGGACAUGAACGCCACCGAGCAGACGCACGCCGCCACCAUGCUGCUGGACACCCUGGAGGAGGGCGCCUUCGUCCUCGCCGACAACCUCAUCGAGCCCGCCGUGGUCAGGGUGCCCGCGGAGAACAUCAUGCUGGACGUGUACGUGAUGAGCACUGAUGGACAGGUGCAGGACUUCAGGUUCCCCCAGACCAGCAAGGAAGGAGCGUCCAUCCAGCUGUCCUCCAACACGGUCAAGGUCAACAGCAAAAACGGGGUGGCCAAGCUGGUGUUUGUGCUCUACAAGCACCUGGGUCGGUUCCUGAGCACGGAGAACGCCACCCUGCGGGGCGCCAGCGAGCCGGCCCGCCGCAACCUCUCGCUCACCGUCAACUCCCACAUCCUGUCCGCCUCCAUCACCAAGGAGUCCAGCCGCGUCUACGUGACCGACCCCGUGGUCUUUACCCUGGAGCACCUCGACGUGAUGUCGGCCUUGUUCUCCUGGCGGCCAUCUUGGUUCUUCAUGCUUAGCCAAUGGGAGCUGAAUGUGUUCAGAACCAAGAUGGCGGCUCUCUGA